AUGUUUGGAAAUAUCUCUUCCCUUCUUUCCGCGACGCUUCUUCAAAAAUAUUCCUUUUUCCUUCUCAUCGAGAGUAUCUUCUGCAUCGCCCUCGACAUCUUCAUCAUUUUAAUCAAAGAGAUGAACGACGAUUUCCCUCGCUCAAUUCAGCUACGACCUGAAUUCAUCUUCACCGUUUCCAUCCUCGGCCAGGGCAUUUGGGCUGGUCUUCUUGGAAUCUCUGUGGCGAUUUUCUGCAACAAGCUGCAGCAAGAGAAAUUCCGCGAGCAACUGCUCCCCUUGGGUGCUUUUACUGAUGGAACUCUUCACAUGGAAGCCGGUUUAUUCGCUUGGUGCUUGUUUACUUCGCUUGGGCAGUUCGUCGCUGUCCUGCUGUCUGGAUACUCGGCUCUUGGAAUCGUUGCCCACGACCUUGUCGCGACGCAGGUUGAGCGUGCAAUGAGCAUCCUUAUCGUUACGGAAAUCUUCAUGCUUCUGGCCCUCUGUCUGACCGUCUUCUCCCUCCUGAUUUUUUCCUUCAACGCUCUCCUGCCUGUUUACUUCCACGCACUGAUCCAAAAAAUGGCUGAGCUUCUGUGUAACCGCUAUUCAUCAGAUCGAUGGAAACAGAAUCCCAGCUGCAGUUUUUCUCAAGCAUCCUUCGUUGGCAGUUCUGUCGAAUUCAAGACGAUUGACGUUCUCGCUGACCUUUCGAUUCCAACAUUAACCCGCAAGCUGGCCCAGAAGAGAUUAAAAGAUUCCAGACAAUCUUCCUAUGCAAGCUCCAGUGGAAACUCGUCGAAUCGAUCGGAAAUUCUGCUGCUCUGA
This is a messenger RNA of Oikopleura dioica, 807 nucleotides long. The record is from the annotation of a GenBank genome assembly. Lineage: Eukaryota; Metazoa; Chordata; Appendicularia; Copelata; Oikopleuridae.